AUGGCAGCAAUCGGUGCGACAACACUCUUCCUAUCGGUCGCUCUGUUUAUUUUGCAAAACUAUGUGAACCACAGGUCUAUAGAGACCAAGGAUGAGGACCUGAGGGAUGUGUACGACUUCAUAGUGGUCGGGUCCGGAGCGGCCGGCUCUAUAGUGUCGAGCAGAUUGGCUGAGAACCCACACGUCAAUGUACUGCUUCUGGAGGCUGGAGGUCCAGCCGGUGGUAACACCGAUAUUCCCGGUGCUUAUUGGCAUUUCUUUAACUCACCCAUUGAUUGGAACUACACUCAAGAGGAGCAGUUUGUUGGGAAGGCAUACAUUCACCGACGGAUUCCUGAAUCUAAAGGAAUGCUAAUCGGCGGCAGCUCUUCAAUCAAUACAAUGAUUUACAACAGAGGAAACCGAAGGGUUUACGACGAUUGGGCCAAACUGUUUGGGGCCGAGGGAUGGACUUAUGAGGAAGUUAUGCCUUAUUUCUUGAGGUUUGAGAAUCAAACGGAUCCAUUGUUGGCCAGUAAUGGAUUUCAUUCGACUACCGGUCCAAUGCAAGUGACGUCUUGGGCCACUCCACCGCCUAUUAUGCUAUUACAUCAAAAGGCUGUCAAUGAAUUGGGGUUUAAGAAUGUGGACAUCAAUGGCGCGGAACAGUUCGGCACAAUGAUGGCACAGGCAUUCAUUGAUGUGAAUGGUGUGCGAACCAGUGCUUCCAACAGCUACAUAGACCCCAACCCAUACCCCCAUAACUUGCAUAUUCUUCCCAAUUCUUUUGUCACAAAAGUCAUAUUUGAGGGCAAGAGGGCGGUGGGGGUUGAGUUUGUCAGACACGGAGUCAUUCGCACGGCAUUUGCCAAAAGGGAAGUCAUUCUCAGUUGUGGCGCUGUUAGAUCACCGCAUACUUUGAUGCUCUCAGGAGUUGGUCCUAAAGAACAGCUCCAAAAGUUUGGAAUACCUGUAGUGGCGGACCUGCCUGUGGGCGAGAACUACCAGAACCAUCCCGGGGUUUCUCUCAACUUUCUAAUCAAUGAGAAAUAUAAAUAUCUGGUGGGAGAGGGCUACUGGGGGGUUACGAUAGCCAACUUGAAUGAGUGGUUCACUCAUAAGAAGGGUAUUCUUACUCAACACUACAGAGCACUGACCUACCUGUACACCAAGAACAACCCGGAUGGACCCCACUUUCCCAACUCAAUCUUCGAGACAGGAAUCUAUAUGUUUCCACAGAAUUUGACGGAAAAUAUUCUUCGAUACGAGCGACAGCACGAAUGGGAUCAGUUCAACACCCAGCUCUUGGGGAAGGACUACCUCUUUGUGCACACAAUUCUGCAUCGCGUCAGAAGUCGUGGUUAUAUUCGUCUCGUGUCUAACAAUCCGUUUGUUUAUCCGGCAAUAAAUCCCAGACUUUUAACUCAUCCCAAAGAUUUGGAAGACUUACACGAGUCAAUGAAAUACAUGUAUUUCGUAUUCGAGACCUCAUCCAUAGCUAAAUAUUUGGCUCCCAUGACACCCAUACCUGGCUGCCAGUUCUGUGCCAAGGGUUAUGUCUAUGAAUGCGAUCCAUACAUCAGUUGUGUCAUCGAACAGAUCACAGAUUCUGGUUUCCAUUCUUCCAGCUCUUGUCGCAUGGGUUCCGUCCAUAGGGAUGAUGUGGUGGUCGACCCCAGACUUCGGGUCAAAGGUAUCGAGAGUUUACGUGUUUGCGACGCCUCUAUAAUGCCUGUCGUCUCAAAUGGCAACACAUAUUCACCAACUCUUAUGAUCGGCGAAAAUCAUUGCCAUCAAAACUCAAUAGACAAAAGUGGCCAAAAUGCUGUGAAAAGAGCUUUUUAUCAGUUGAUUACAAGUUGUAUAUUAUGUCUGGUAUUCAUGUUAGCAGAAGUGAUUGGAGGGGCUUUGGCUAAUAGUCUGGCUAUUAUGACGGAUGCGGCACAUAUGUUGAGUGAUUUGGCGAGCUUUCUAUUGGGACUGUUGGCCCUAUGGCUCAGUCAGCGACGGCCAACACAACGCAUGUCUUUUGGCUACUAUAGGGCCGAAGUGUUGGCCUCAUUGGCCUCAAUGAUCAUCAUUUGGAUUCUGACCGCAAUUCUCGUCUAUUUGGCUGUCAUUCGCAUUAUUGAAGAGGACUAUGAAAUCAAUUCAUUGCCAAUGCUUAUAGUGUCGGGCAUUGGAGUGACUAUGAAUCUAGUAAUGGGUUUAACACUUUCCGAUGCAUUUUGUGUCAAGAAGUCAAAGCAAAACAAAUCACCACAAGUCGGACACCAACAUCACAGUCACAGCCACUCCUCACACGGCCACUCGCACUCCAAUAUGAAUGUCAGAGCAGCUUUUGUUCAUGUAUUGGGAGACCUAAUCCAAAGUGUGGGCGUAUUAAUAGCUGCUUUAAUCAUAUAUUUUAAGCCUGAAUAUAAGAUUGCGGACCCCAUUUGUACGUUUAUAUUCAGUGUAUUAGUGCUGAUCACAACAUUCAAUGUAUUGAAGGACUCAUUCUUUGUACUGAUGGAGAGUUUUCCCUUAAAUAUUGACUACAAUUCUGUCAAAGAAUCCCUCAAACAAAUAGAAAGUGUGAGAAAUGUCCACAGUUUACACAUUUGGUCGCUUACACUGGACAGGAAUGCCUUAUCAGUACAUUUGGCCAUUGAUUAUAACGGUGAUUCUGAUAAGACCUUGAAAUUGGCACAAACAUUUAUUAGAGAUAAGUAUCACAUAAACGAAAUCAAUAUUCAAGUCGAAAGAUUUAAUGCAAAAACAAUGGAGAAGUGUAUUACUUGUAAAGGAUUUUAA
Molecule: messenger RNA, 2775 nt
Organism: Oppiella nova
Lineage: Eukaryota; Metazoa; Arthropoda; Arachnida; Sarcoptiformes; Oppiidae
Source: the annotation of a GenBank genome assembly